Messenger RNA from Dufourea novaeangliae, 1492 nucleotides. RefSeq names its product tyrosine--tRNA ligase, mitochondrial (gene TyrRS-m). Gene Ontology annotation, biological process: tyrosyl-tRNA aminoacylation. The coding region runs from base 116 to 1492 and encodes 458 amino acids. The transcript has 3 exons. The record is from RefSeq and is a predicted model, not a curated record. Lineage: Eukaryota; Metazoa; Arthropoda; Insecta; Hymenoptera; Halictidae. Gene Ontology annotation, molecular function: tyrosine-tRNA ligase activity; RNA binding; ATP binding. Gene Ontology annotation, cellular component: mitochondrion; cytosol.
GAGGCAAAAAAAGUCUUCAUACCGGGGACUUAAUUAAGCCGUUGAUUACGAAAGUUGAAUGAAUUAACGAUUGUGAAGUGAUAUUUUUAUUUUGUAAAUAAAUAGUUACUGAACAAUGAACAGCUUAGUGAGGUUAUGUUCAUUCACAAGACAUUUAAAUGCUCGCCGCUUACACACGGCGAAAUAUGUGCUAGACGCCGAUAAUAGACAGUUAUAUGAAGAUAUUUUUCCUGACAUCUAUCUGGACACUAUAAAGAAAUUAUGGAGGAAACCACCGCAGUGUGUCUACGCAGGAUUCGAUCCGACUGCUGAAAGUUUGCACAUAGGAAAUUUGUUAGUUCUUAUAAACCUCUUGCAUUGGCAACGUUGUGGUCAUCAAGUAAUUAUCUUAUUAGGAGGUGCGACUGGCUUAAUAGGGGACCCAAGCUUUAGAAAUUCAGAACGUGUUGAAAUAGAGAACAUAGUGCUGAAUGAAAAUCUGCAAUCUAUUAACAAUAACAUUAAGAAGAUAUUUCGAAAUCAUGAAAGACAUUUUUGUAAGAAGCUGCAACACGAUUUGAGACCUGUGACGAUACUGAACAACUUAGACUGGUACAACAACAAGAAUAUAAUCUCUUUCAUCAGGGACGUUGGCAAAUAUUUCAGAAUGGGCACAAUGCUCGGACGUUCCUCUGUACAAUCUAGAUUACAAUCGGACACUGGAAUGAGCUUCACUGAAUUCAGCUAUCCUCUGUUCCAAGGAUAUGACUGGCUACAUUUACAGCGUACGUACAACUGCAGCUUCCAGGUCGGAGGUCAAGAUCAAAUGGGGAAUAUUAUGACUGGUUACGAUCUAGUAACUAAGUACCUGGAUAAGCAAGUUUACGGAUUAACAUUACCACUAGUCACGACUGAAGGUGGAAAGAAACUUGGAAAGUCUGUUGGCAAUGCGGUUUGGCUAUCCUCUUCGAAGUCCUCGAGUUUUCAGCUGUAUCAGUACUUUGUUAGAACCGAAGAUGCAGAUGUCGAGAAGUUUCUUCAUUUCUUUACAUUUAUACCUUUGCACAGAAUUCGAGAAAUUGUUGAAGAUCACUUCAGAAAUCCCGAGCUUAGAAGAGCACAGAAAAUUCUUGCGGAGCAAGUCACAUUACUAAUACAUGGAGAUGAGGGACUAGUAGCAGCAAAAAGAGCAUCCGCUAUUCUUUAUGAGAAAUCUAUCGACUCUCUGUCAAGAAUAAAUGCAGAUGAACUGUCGCAGCUGUUAGACGGGGCAACGAUAGUGGAUCUUUUACCCGAACCUAGUCUUACUGUUUAUGAACUAGCAAUGAGAGCAAACUGCUUUAAAUGGGAAUCUGACGCAAGAAGAAUUAUUGCGGCCGGUGGCUUCUCCAUUAACUAUCAAAAGAUUACGAACACAGAGGAGGUUCUUGUACCAGGAAUACAUAUAAUGAGGAACAACGUGACAUUAGUCAGAGUUGGGAAAAAGAAUUAUUACGUUAUACGAUGGACAUAA